Prosopis cineraria is the source of this 783-nucleotide messenger RNA. Its product is annotated as mavicyanin. NCBI's taxonomy places the organism in Eukaryota, Viridiplantae, Streptophyta, Magnoliopsida, Fabales, Fabaceae. The record is from RefSeq and is a predicted model, not a curated record. Bases 157 to 615 code for a protein of 152 amino acids. Gene Ontology annotation, molecular function: electron transfer activity. Gene Ontology annotation, cellular component: plasma membrane. The transcript is spliced from 2 exons.
CCAAGCACAACCCAGCGAACCAGGAGUAACUAGACAGAGGAAGAGGCACACACAAAAAAAGGAAAAAAAAAAAAAAGAAAACCAUGGGGCUGAAGAACACAAUUUUCUUGGCAUUGAUUGCUUCGUUGUUCGCCAAGGAAGCCUUGGCGGCUCAAUAUGAAGUUGGUGGAAGCCAGGGUUGGGAUGAAUCCACAGAUUUUAAUACAUGGUCUUCAGGGCAAACAUUCAAGGUCGGCGAUCAACUUGUCUCGUUUUGCAGUUUUCAAGUACAGUUCAGGGUUGCAUAGUGUGGUUGAAUUUGGCAGCGAAAGCGACUUCAAGAACUGUGAUAUUAGCAAUCCAGUGAACUCCAUGAGCAGCGGGAACGAUGUGGUGAAAUUGAACAAGGCAGGCACGAGGUACUUCGCUUGUGGAACCGCAGGUCACUGCGCGCAAGGCAUGAGGGUGAAGAUUACAACAGUUGCCGGGAAUGCACCCUCGACGCCUUCUUCAUCGUCGUCAUCUUCAUCUUCCCCUGCUUCGACUGCUUCCGCAGCUUGCGCUUCGCAAGGGCUUGCUGUCUCCAUCAUGCUAAUUUUUGCAUUCUUCGUCGUGUCUCUGUUCGGCUCGUAUUAAGGAGUGAAGCUCGCGUUCGAGGAGAAAAAAAAAAAAGAAAAAGAGUUUAAAUUAGAAUCACGAGUGUUUUGUGUGGUUAUUGAAGAUUGAGAGGGGAAAUAUAUAUAUAUUUCCUUUUAUUUUAUUAUGUCCUAGUUAAAUAAAAGUUGUUGCGACUUGUGAGAUUAA